Molecule: messenger RNA, 1122 nt
Organism: Wasmannia auropunctata (little fire ant)
Lineage: Eukaryota; Metazoa; Arthropoda; Insecta; Hymenoptera; Formicidae
Product: troponin C, isoform 1-like
Exons: 5
Coding region: 158-619 (153 amino acids)
Molecular function (GO): enzyme regulator activity; calcium ion binding
Source: RefSeq, a predicted model, not a curated record
UAUUGCGCUCUGCUAAUUAGUUUACUACGGCUCAGUAGGACUUUUUCAUCGGUGGAGUAAGUUAGCAACAUCUAACUUACUCGAUUGCAGUAAUUUGUUAAUCGUUCGAUUUUGUGAUUAAUUCGACAGUUUCAUCAGUAAAGUGAACUUUAACGACAUGGAUGAAAUUCAGCUUAGCAAAGAUCAACUCUCUCAUUUGCGAAUGGCAUUCGACGCGUUCGAUCAUGAUAAGAAAGGAUGUAUCAGCACGAAUAUGGUGGGCACAAUUCUAGGCAUGCUCGGUCACGAAGUCUCAUCAGAUGAGCUCGCAGAAAUUAUUGGAGAAAUUGAUACGUGGGGCACUGGCGAGUUAAAAUUCGAUGAGUUUUGCAAACUAGCGUCGCGCUUCCUCGAAGAGGAAACUGACACGGAAGCGAUACAGCAGGAGUUACGAGAGGCAUUCCGUUUGUAUGAUAAGGAAGGCAAUGGUUAUAUCACUACCGACGUGUUCAGAGAUAUCCUCCACGAAUUGGACGACGCAUUAUCUCCGGACGAGCUUGACAUGAUCAUAGAGGAGGUGGACACUGACGGAUCUGGCACGCUUGAUUUCGAUGAAUUCAUGGAGGUCAUGACAGGAUAAAUUAUGAGUUUGGCACCGCGCGAAUGCACCGUGUCGAUCGCCCACGUAUCGAACAACGAGUGUGCCUGUACAAACAGAGAAGCCGAAAUCUCUUCGAAGUCGACGCUGGCGGAGUAUGCGUUCGCUCGUUUAUCAUAUAUGAGAAAAGAUCGUCGUAAAGCCAGUAUGUUUAUAAAAUAUACGAGCCAGGAGUUUCGACGAAAGAGAUGCUCGAGAAUAAAUCCUAAGGAAUUUUUAAUAUUCACAGAAUACGCGUAUGGCAAAUGUAACGAGAUAGAUUCUGGAAUCUCUGAAUUAAUAUUUCAAGUAUAAUAAUGACGGCUAUUAGUAUGCCUUGGAAUUCAUAGAGCUAUUAAUUUGUCAAGAUUGCAAAAUUGCUGUCCUCUGUGCCAGGAUUUUGAUACUGAACUCCCAUUAGCUGUUAAUUUAAUCAAAUAUCGAAAUUUUUGUAAUGUAUUUUGCCCAUGUGGCGUGUGUAAUAAUAUAGAUAUAUAACAAACGUA